AUUCAAAUCAAAAUACUGUGGACGCGCAUCGGCUCGUGGACGCGCACGUUCGGUUCGCAUAAUUUAAUCGGGAACGAGUACGUGCGCGCACACGUGUUCUUUGUGUGGCAGCGUAGAGAAGCGCCAAAAGAGUGACCAUGGCAGAUGAAAAACCAAAGGAGGGAGUCAAGACAGAAAACAACGAACACAUAAACCUGAAGGUGGCGGGUCAGGAUGGAUCAGUUGUGCAGUUUAAGAUCAAAAGACACACUCCGCUCAUCAAGCUCAUGAAAGCCUACUGCGAGAGACAGGGACUUCAAAUGAGACAAAUCAGGUUCAGAUUCGAUGGACAGCCCAUAAACGAGACAGACACGCCAUCACAGUUGGAAAUGGAAGAUGAAGACACAAUUGAUGUGUUUCAGCAACAGACGGGAGGCCUGAUUUAAUCGACCUCGUGCAUCACACUUCACAGCAAACCUUCCCCCGUCAGUCACUCAGCAGCUGCGUCCGUUGCAACUCGCCCUGAUGUCUCAACAGAACUUCAUGUAGAAGAAGUUUUCACUUCUCUGCUACACACAACUGCUGUAUAUUAUCUUCAUCCUUGCCCUUGAUCCUUUUCUGUUUUUUUGUACAUAAACAACAUCCAUACCCCCCCCCCCCCCCCCCCUCCCCCCGCAUACAUUCAGGUUUUGUGUUUUUAUGCUGAAUGAAUUGUGUUGAAUUUUAAUGACUUAGCUUUCCCCGAUUUGUAGAGCUUUUUCUACGGUUGUAGACAGAAAGGAGGACGACUGUCGGAGGGAGAAUUAAUAAAACUGACAUCACUGAUCAAAUGUCAUUGGGCUACGCUCGUUCAAUGUCCAGCAAAUCUAUUCUUAAAGUGUACUAUUUUGGGACUGGCCAUCACUUUUGUGAGCGCUAUACCCAGUUAGGGAAUGGGUCUAGAUUGUCAUUUGUCUGUCAAAGUUAUUUGAUUUUAUACAUUUUUAUAUAGUAAUGGAUGUGUAGGGAAAUGUUUUGAAUAAUCUUUUGACGAGGCAGAGCUUCAAAAUUUUUUGGGAAGCCGAGAUGUCGAGAUGUUCCAGUCAAAUAAACAUCUGUAUUAUCUAUUGAGAUGCCUGUUAAAAAUAAAGCUAUUGUCUUUUUCCAAACUUC
Labrus mixtus (cuckoo wrasse) is the source of this 1131-nucleotide messenger RNA. RefSeq names its product small ubiquitin-related modifier 2-like. Gene Ontology annotation, molecular function: protein tag activity; ubiquitin-like protein ligase binding. The record is from RefSeq and is a predicted model, not a curated record. Bases 138 to 425 code for a protein of 95 amino acids. Gene Ontology annotation, biological process: protein sumoylation. NCBI's taxonomy places the organism in Eukaryota, Metazoa, Chordata, Actinopteri, Labriformes, Labridae. The transcript is spliced from 4 exons. Gene Ontology annotation, cellular component: nucleus.